AUGCGGCUGGGUACCGCGCGCCUUCUCCUCUUGCUCCUGGCGCAGGCGCAGCUGCUGGCCGUGGUGUGCACGGAGGAGCUGGGCGCAGGUGAGCGCGUGGGCAGUUGCGCGGAAAGGGCGCAGGUGUGCGGGGAUGGUCCAGAUUCUUCUAGUAUAGAAGAUGACAUUGAAGAUGAGGACGAGGAGGACGACUCAGAGGUCAAAGAGGAAAGCGGUGUUCUAGUCCUAAACGACGAGAACUUUGACACUUUUGUGUCGGACAAGGAUGUGGUGCUGCUGGAGUUCUAUGCACCCUGGUGUGGACACUGCAAGCAGUUUGCUCCAGAAUACGAGAAAAUUGCUGAGACACUGAAGAGUGAUGAUCCUCCCAUUCCUGUGGCCAAGAUCGACGCGACCACAGCCUCUGUGCUGGCCGGCCGGUUCGAUGUGAGCGGCUAUCCCACCAUCAAGAUCCUCAAGAAGGGACAGGCCAUCGACUACGAGGGCGCCAGGUCCCAGGAAGAAAUUAUUGCCAAGGUCAGAGAGGUUGCCCAGCCUACUUGGACACCCCCACCUGAAGCCACACUGGUGCUGACCAAGGAGAACUUUGACAGCGUCGUAGACCAGGCCGAUAUCAUCCUGGUGGAAUUCUAUGCCCCAUGGUGUGGACAUUGCAAGAAGCUGGCUCCUGAGUACGAGAAAGCUGCCAAGGAGCUUAGCCGGCGCUCACCCCCAAUCCCCCUGGCCAAGGUCGACGCCACUGCAGAGACAGACCUGGCCCAGCGCUUCUCUGUCUCUGGCUACCCCACUCUCAAGAUCUUCCGCCGUGGGAAGCCUUUUGACUACAAUGGCCCCCGGGAGAAAUAUGGCAUCGUGGACUAUAUGGUGGAGCAGGCCGGGCCUCCGUCCAAGGCAGUCACAGGACUGAAGCAGGUGCAGGAGUUCCUGAAGGACGGGGAUGAUGUCAUCAUUAUCGGUGUAUUCAGGGGACAGGAUGACCCAGCCUACGCGCAGUACCAGGAGGCGGCCAACAGCCUGCGAGAGGACUUCCGGCUGCACCACACUUUCAGUGCUGACGUUGCCAAGUUCCUAAAAGUAGCCCCAGGAACGCUGGUGGUGGCACAUCCCGAGAGGUUCCAGUCCCGCUUUGAACCCAAGAGCCACGUGAUGAACGUGCAGGACUCUACACAGGCCUCGGCCAUCAGGGACUUUGUGGUGCAGCACGCCCUGCCACUGGUUGGCCAUCGCCGGGCCAGCACUGAGACCAAGCGCUACACCCGGCGACCCCUGGUAGUGGUCUACUUCAGCGUAGACUUCAGCUUUGACUACAGAGCUGCCACACAGUUCUGGCGGAACAAAGUUCUGGAGGUGGCCAAAGACUUCCCUGAGUACACCUUUGCCAUCGCCGAUGAGGAGGACUACGCCUCAGAGCUGAAGGAUCUGGGGCUUGGUGAGAGUGGGGAGGACGUCAAUGCAGCUGUGCUGGAUGAGGGUGGACGCAGGUUCGCCAUGGAGCCCACUGAGUUUGAUGCGGAUGCUCUGCGUGACUUCGUGGUGGCCUUCAAGAAAGGAAAAUUGAAGCCAGUCAUCAAGUCACAGCCGGUGCCCAAGAACAACAAGGGACCAGUUAAGAUUGUAGUGGGGAAGACAUUUGAGGACAUCGUGCUGGACCCCAGUAAGGACGUGCUUAUCGAGUUCUACGCCCCAUGGUGCGGACACUGCAAGCAGCUAGAACCUGUGUACACGGCACUGGGCAAGAAGUACCGUGGCCACAAGGGCCUGGUCAUCGCCAAAAUGGAUGCCACAGCCAACGAGGCCACCAGCGACCGCUACAAGGUGGAUGGCUUCCCCACCAUCUACUUUGCACCCAGUGGGGACAAGCAGAAUCCCAUCAGAUUUGAGGGUGCCGACAGAGACCUGGAGCACCUGAGCAGGUUCAUCGAGGAGCAUGGCACUCAGCUGGGCCGGGCCAAGGAGGAGCUCUGA
Elephantulus edwardii (Cape elephant shrew) is the source of this 1965-nucleotide messenger RNA. RefSeq names its product protein disulfide isomerase family A, member 4 (gene PDIA4). The transcript is spliced from 10 exons. Gene Ontology annotation, molecular function: protein disulfide isomerase activity. Bases 1 to 1965 code for a protein of 654 amino acids. The record is from RefSeq and is a predicted model, not a curated record. Gene Ontology annotation, cellular component: cell surface; endoplasmic reticulum lumen; endoplasmic reticulum. Lineage: Eukaryota; Metazoa; Chordata; Mammalia; Macroscelidea; Macroscelididae. Gene Ontology annotation, biological process: protein folding; response to endoplasmic reticulum stress.